CCUACCCACUACUACAGACGCGAGUGCUAUAUAGUUUGAAAAGAAAAUGUCAGUUCGUAUAUCUUGAUAUAGUAACUUAAUAACUAUUUCCUCAAAAUUUCUACAAAAGUCGUGACGCCGUGUUUUUCUGUGUCUAACAAACAGUUUUAUAACACUAAAAGUCGUUGUUUAUUAAAUAAAGCUUUCUAAAUCGUGAACGGGUUCGGAUCAGUCCGUGUUUGAUCUCACAUCACGCGAUCAUCACGCCGCCUCCACCGGUACAUUACGCAAACCGACAUGACGUAAUACGGAAACAAACAAGGUUGCGAAUGAACUUACGUAACUGCGGAGAUUCGUUGACGCGAUCUUUCUUCUUCUCUCCUAUUUCAUUUGCGGCUUUGGUUGAGAAUAUGUUACACAUAUCGCUGCUAAAUUUUAAAUUAAAUAAACAAGUCAAUAUGUUUAAACAAAUUUGAAACAGACAAUCACAUUUAUCGGACUUUUCAAUUUUUAUAAUUUUUAUUUGGGGCCGAUACGGUUGACUAAAGACACAUGGAACGAUUCAUGCGUAACCACUCCAAAAACAAUAACAACUUUACUUCUUUCUUGGAAGCUUACGGCAAGAUUUUGUAGCAAUUCAAGUGAAAUGUUUGGGUAAUUGCGUCAGUAGCGCGUAGUUCAUUUCGUACUUUGUUUUCGCUUCUAAUUAAUGUUUACUGUGCGGCAUAUUUGGUUUAAAUUUCUUCACUAUUUACACAUAUUUUACAACAUACAUUUCUGUAGUAAAUUAUGGGUGGAAUUGGUAGUCGUUUUGUUUGUAUUAAAGCAUGCCAGAAUGUGUCACAAACAAGAGAAACCUACAGACAAAAUUACGUCGCUCCAGCCUUACCUGAUGGAUUGUUUGUUGAUAAAGAAUUUUUUUCUGUUCUUUUCCAAAGUUUAAAUGAAAUGAGAAAAAAUGAGGAAAUGACAGAUACCAUUAUUCACUGUGGAGACCGUGUGUAUCCUUGUCAUUCUGUUGUGCUUUAUUUCUGCUGCAAAUAUUUUCAUGACUUGGUGGUACAAGCUGUCAAUGAUUCUGACACAAAAGAUGGAUUGGUAAUUACUGCAAAAAAAUCCCAGACCAGGAGGCAAAGUUCCUGUUACAGUAUAUGUAUACUGGCAAAGUGUCUUUGCCUUUUGAUUGCAUAGGAAAUUUCUCCGAUGCUGCAGUCCAGUGGGGACUUCACGAAAAGAUAGAACUUCAUGAAAAAGUUUCUCUUGGUCGUUUCUGCUCAAAUUCCUCUCCUGUGUUUGACAUGUUAAGCAAAAUAUUAAUUCAAGAUGAAAUUGACAGUUGUUGUAUACAAAUAUCAGAAGAGAAGUUUAUGUCUGAGAAAUUCUUUAGUUGCUUUUCUCAAGAGAGUCGAAUGGAAAGUGAAAAAACGGAAUUAAAUUAUACUGUUGUGUUAUCCCCUGAGAAUGGUGAAGGAAUAAGAUGCCAUCGUGAGCUGCUGUCAACUUUUAGUUCAUACUUCCAUAGCAUGUUUAGAGUUGGUGAUAGGAGUUAUAUGGAAGCCACAGAAGAUUCUGUAAAACUGUUCGGGGUGGACCAAGAUACACUACAGGUAAUAGUGGAUUAUAUUUACACUGGUAAAGUGCAAUUCACUCCAGAGAACAUUAAUUCAAUAAUGAAGGCAGCUGGAUGGAUUUGUCCAGAAUCAGAGCUUCUGAAGCAAGGGAGCUUAUAUUUGAUAGAAAGAGUGACAACACAAAAUUGCUUCCAAACAGAAAUAUUCGCAGAAUCCUAUGCUUUAACCCAGCUUAAAGAAGCUUGUUCUGACUUCAUAUUAAAAAACUUAAGCCAAACCAAAAGCACUUUAUCAUUUACCAAGUUAUCAAGUGAAUAUCUAAGAUCUGUUUUAUCCGAAGAUCGACUUUUUGCUGUUUCAGAAAAGGAGUUGUUUGAUGCUGUUUUGGAUUGGGGAGUGUCGCACUCAGCUGUGGAGGUUCUGGAUCUUCUCAGUAAGGUCAUUCGUACUUCUCUGAUGGAAAUUUCGGAGCUGGAGGCAUCGGUGGAGGCCGUGAUGAACUUUGGGAUACCCUCGCAUCCAACUGUGGACUUCUUCAAAGAUUCUUUGAGGUUUGCUCAUCUUGCUCCAAUGGAGGAACGGAUCCUGGAGACGGGGCAGCAACAUCGGAACUGCAGCACUGAGACUGUGGUGUUGUUGACUUAUUACUAUCAGAAUUUGACCCUUCAAAAGCUGUGCAGAACGCAGGAUUUUAAGGAAUCAACAGAAACUUUCAAGAAAGUGUUAGAACCAACAGACAUAAACAGCAUUUGUUCAAAAUCCUGCAGCUCCUACCAACCUAGGAUUCCAAUGGUAUGCUAUGCUGUGCAAGUGGUGAAUGGCAGGAUCUUUAUUACUGGUGGUUUUUACUGCUCAAAAACAAAACGUCCAUUAGGAACUGUGUUUGAUACAACACUGGUGUAUUGUCCAAAGAGACACCAGUGGUUCCAUGGUCCAACCAUGAACAAUGCUCGCCAUUCACAUGAUAUGCUGUUGGUUGGUGACAGCAUAUAUGUCAUUGGUGGAAAAUGGUUUGAAACAAACCAACGUAUUGGAGGAAUGUCAAGCAGGAAAAACAUCAACACGAUUGAACGACUUCGUAUUUCUGGGGGGGUGUGGGAGAAGAUCGGAAAGUUUCCUGCAAAAGAGAAAGUGUUAAAACACAUAAGUGUUGCACUCAGCUCUGUGAUCUACAUGUUCUGCUCAGGUAAAGUAACUUCACAACUUACAUUACAUCGCUAUUCCACCAGGGAACAAGACUGGAUGCCACCUGUUAAUAUAACUACACCAAUUUACUCUCCCAUACAGUGUAUGGCCACAUUUAAAGGGAAGAUAUAUGGAUUUUCAAUUUUUGGAACAAAGUAUCGGGUGUUCCCCUUUGAUAAUUCUGUAAACCCAAGAUUCGAAGACUGCAUAGGUCUUAUUAAACGCGGUGAAAAUAAACCAUUUUUCUACAACGAGCAACUUAUUACUGUGAGAAAAGAUCGCUCCAAGCCUUACAGUAAGCAGUGGAAAGUUAAGGUGCAACCCUUUGAAGCUGCCCUGUAUCAGCCUGAAAUGGAACUUGGAGCUGGAGAUGAAACUCCACCGACGGAAAAUAUUGUCGUACUUCAUACUUAUCUACCUGAGUUAUAAACUGACAUAUUCUUACUUACUUGCUGUAUGGUGUUGCAUUUCUUACCAAACCAAAUCACUGUUUUCAUAUUUUAAAUUGUUGCUUUAUAUAUUCAUAUUAUGUAUUAGUUCAUCUGUAUUUAUGGUAAUGGGCAAACCCUCGGCAAAAUCCCCUGUCUUCUGCUGUGCCUACAGGACCUCUCCCAUGUACAGAAAUAAAUGUAUACUAGUGUUUUAAACAUACAUGCAGUGGCGCAGCCAGGGGGUUUAGGGGAUCCCCCCCUCCUUUUAAACAAAAAAAAAUAAUUAAAAAAAAAAUUGAAAUUUUUUUGAUUAAACCCCCCCUUAUUUUUUUUCUGGCUGCGCCACUGCAUACAUGACGCAGUUUUUG
Messenger RNA from Ciona intestinalis (vase tunicate), 3534 nucleotides. Its product is annotated as kelch-like protein 32. The record is from RefSeq and is a predicted model, not a curated record. Gene Ontology annotation, molecular function: protein binding. NCBI's taxonomy places the organism in Eukaryota, Metazoa, Chordata, Ascidiacea, Phlebobranchia, Cionidae.